AUGGAGGAUGUAUUAGUAUUGAAAGAUUACAAAACUGUACCUGAUGUGGUCCAUGAAUAUGAACCGUCAUUAAAAUUUGGUCAUAUUCCUUUAGUCAUUGAUAACGGUUCUUACCAGUGUCGUGUGGGUUGGUCUAUAUACGAAGAACCACACCUUAUAUUCAAAAACUUGAUAGCGCGGCCCCGAAAAGAUAGAUGCAAAAAGGACGCUGAACCCCCGGUGACCCCUCCUAUUCAAAUAGGGAAUGACAUUAUCAAUAUUGAGGCUGUCAGGUUUCAGCUGAAGACACAGUUUGACAAAAAUGUUGUAACGCAUUUCGAGGCGCAGGAGCAAGUCUGUGACUACAUAUUUUCUCACCUGGGUAUAGACAGUGAAGGGUGUGUGCCGCACCCUAUUGUGAUGACUGAAGCUUUUGUGAACCCUAAUUAUUGUAGACAAUUGAUGUCAGAACUGCUUUUUGAAGGGUAUGAUGUACCAGCAGUGUCAUAUGGUGUGGAUUCCCUUUUCAGCAUGUAUAAAAAUGAGAUUGGGGAUACAGCCCUCAUUAUCAACUGUGGAUACCACACCAUUCAUAUUAUUCCAGUCAUUAGAGGCCACAUUAUAGAGGAGCAUGCCAGAAGAAUAAAUUUGGGUGGAAGUGAAAUGAUAUCAUACCUUCACAAGCUGCUUCAACUGAAGUACCCUGUCCAUGUGAAUGCCAUCACCAUGUCUAGGAUAGAAGAGAUCCUGCAUGAACACUGCUCCAUAGCCCUGGACUACCAGGAGGAAAUACGGAAGUGGGCAAGCCCUGAUUAUUAUGAGGCCAAUGUCAAAAGGAUCCAGCUGCCUUUUGUGCAGUCUACUAGUUCAUCUACAUUGACAGCUGAGCAACAGAAAGAGCGUAAGAAAGAGAUGGCUAGAAGAUUACUAGAAAUAAAUGCUAGAAAACGUGAGGAAAGAUUGGCUGAAGAUGAGGAACAGCUCAAUCAAUUAUUGGCAAUACAGGAAAUGAUAGAAGAUGGUGAUACUGAUGAGUUUAAUGAAGCAAUCAAGGGCUUUGACAUCAAAAGUUAUGAAGAUCUACAGCGGCAAAUAGCAGCAGUAAACCUGCGAAUUGAGAAGAACAAGCAGCGCAUCCUUGCAGCUGCCAACGCGGAAGAGAAUCCAGACCCGCGGCCCUCGGGCCGCAUGCAGCCGCCUUCCGACCCCGUUGCGCUGCAGGCCUGGCUGGCCGAUACGCGAGCAAAGUACCGUGACUUGGUCUCCCGUCGCGAAGCCCGCCGCGCCCGACGCGCUGCCAUGCUCAAGCGACGCACGGCGGCCGCAGCUGAGCGAAUGCGCGUCAUCUCACGCCUAGCCGCCGCCGGAGAUGAGUUCGGAAACCAAGACUCUGACUGGGAUGCCUAUAAAAGUAUUAGUCGCGAUGCGGAUUCAGACUCGGAGGCGGACGGCGAGAGGCUCGUGGAGCUUGAGGAGGCGCUUCGUGAGUACGAGCCGCAGACCUCCUCCCACCAGCACCAUCAGCUGCACCUUGCCAUUGAACCAUUCAGAGCCCCAGAGCUGAUGUUCCAGCCGUCUAUGAUGGGCAACUUGGAAGCCGGACUUGCGGAAAGCAUGGAAUAUGUGUUCAAGCACUUCACUCCAGAAGAUCAGUUGCUAUUGGCCAAUAACGUCUUUCUCACUGGUGGAUGUUCCCAAUUCCCAGGGUUGAAGGAAAGACUAGAAAGGGAGCUGUUAGAAAUGCGUCCAUUCCAAUCCACUCACAAAGUUGUCAUGGCCAGUAACCCUAGCCUCGACACGUGGUACGGAGCGCGAGACUUCGCGGGCAGCAGCCAGUUCGAAGACUGGUGCAUCACCAAGGAAGACUACUACGAAAUGGGCGGCGAAUACUUGAAGGAACACCACGCGAGUAACAAGUAUUAUAAGAGUCCGGCGCCUAUUGUAGAUACUACGUUAGCGCCCGCUGGCGACGCCAAUGUUGUGAAAGAAGAAAUAGUAGUGGAUUGUUAGAGGUAACGAAUAAAGUAGUAUUUAAGUA
This is a messenger RNA of Ostrinia furnacalis (Asian corn borer), 2017 nucleotides long. RefSeq names its product Actin-related protein 5 (gene Arp5). The record is from RefSeq and is a predicted model, not a curated record. NCBI's taxonomy places the organism in Eukaryota, Metazoa, Arthropoda, Insecta, Lepidoptera, Crambidae. The transcript has 12 exons. The coding region runs from base 1 to 1989 and encodes 662 amino acids.